AUGCCGACGGACCCUCCUCCAUACCAGAGCCACUCUUUCGAACGGCCGCAUCAAGCACUUGGUUCAUACAACGCUGCACCGUUACCAACGACCAACUUCUCUCAAUUAGAUGAUGAGCUGUCACAUCAUGCGACAGAUUGGAUGCCUCAAGCACCGUUAUCAAUCCAACCACGACAAUCUCUUCAAAAACCCGUCGUGAUACCAAGACUCGAUGCGAGCGGUCUACUUGGAACACCAUUCCCAUUCAUACGAGCUUACAGCCCCGAUCUGCGCCGCUUCAACAUCCACGAGAAAGACUUUGUAGCUUUCAUCGAUGAUCUCAGUGUCGCUCAAGCUCCACCAGUCCCGCUUCAGGCGCUUGAUGCAGCGGGUCAUGUGGUUGGCAUCGUACCACAUCAUUGGACCAUGAUCGCCGGCGCCAGCAUGAACAUGGCCGCCGGAGUUGGAACGGCUGCUACGACCACUAUGCGAACGCGACGCUUCUUGGAGGCUGUGAACCGAGAAUACUUCGCGCCUCGUGGUCUGAAAGCUUCGAUUUGCAAGAAUAGACAGUUGGAAGAGAAGCUUGGCUUCAAUGUGCACAUGCCAUCGUCGGCAGCCCUAGCAAGUAGCUCUCAGCCUCAAACAGCUGGAUAUCGCCGUUUGCAAGCACUCAUGCCGUAUAUCGCACCACUGUCCUUCAACGUCCCGCCGCCAAUGGAGCAGCGAAAUGCUCUCGAUAGAAUGGCUGCUAAGCAGAUUGAAAGACGUAUCAAGAAGAAAGAACGCAAAGGCUACAGCUCAGACUCAAGCUCUAGUUCUUUGUCCAGCAUCAGCUCCAUUGAAGAGUCCGCCUUGACAUCUCAUGAUGAGGUCAAGGGUAAACAAAAGAGAAGAGCAGACAAAGCGGAGCGCAAACGAGCAAAGAAGGAAGAGAAGAGAGCGCGAAAGGAACAAAGGAGAUCUAAGAAGCAGGACCGGAAAGAGGAAAAGGCUCAUGGAAAGCAGUGUAAAAAGUUGGAGAAAGAGCACAAGAUGGUCGAGAAGAUGGAGUACAUCGUCAUUGACUCGCUGGAUCAGGGGAUGUAG
Messenger RNA from Alternaria rosae, 1068 nucleotides. RefSeq lists its product as uncharacterized. Lineage: Eukaryota; Fungi; Ascomycota; Dothideomycetes; Pleosporales; Pleosporaceae. The record is from RefSeq and is a predicted model, not a curated record. The transcript is spliced from 4 exons. Bases 1 to 1068 code for a protein of 355 amino acids.